GAAAGUCUUGAAACAACUUGUUACCGAAAAUUUUUAUAUUUGCUUUUUAGGAAGUGACAUUUUCAUUAAUUGAACAACACAUUGGUAUCUAUAAUGUAGCUGUAUAAUAUAUCAAUAUUAUACGAAACGACAAGGUGCAGGGUGCGUGCGUUGAGGGUGGGAGAGAUAAUCUUGGAUAGUGGGGAUGGUACCUACAAGUAGCGGUACCUCUCAAGAUUAUCAUUCGCUUCCCGGCAGUCAUCUGUAAAGGCGUUUGCGUCCGCAACUGAAGACAUCAGGCUUAUCGUCGUGCCGAACUUAUCGAAGCCCUUAAUUGCGAAUACGUCAUAAAAAUGAAUCACUGGUUGCUACUGUUUCUUGCAGUGUGCGCGCUCUGGAGCUUCGGCGAGACCGUUCCCUGCGAUCAGUGCGGACGUGAGUGCGCCGACAUAUGCGGCACCCGGCAGUUUCGCGCCUGCUGCUUCAACAACAUGCGGAAGAGACAUUCCGACUUGCUCGGCCUGAAAUUCUGGAUGAGACCGCGGAGAUACGCGCUCCACCUUUACCCGGCUUACGACGCUUAAUCACCGCGCGCCGUAUAUAAUACAUCCCAUGCACAAUUAUGGAAAAUCUUCACGAUAUAAGCUAAUUACUGCUCAAUGUUAUCCCAGUAUCCAUGCACACUGUUCAACUUUAAAAAAUCGCAUAAUGUCGCCUUUAAUUUUUUCCCGCACUUCUUCUCGACCCUUCUCACCCCUUCGAUAACCCGCUUGUCGAUAACACGCCCGUUUAACUCAAAUUAAAAAGGUAUUAUCCCAGCAGCAAGAUACUCGGAUAUGAUUUUUUUUUGUAUGUAAUACAAAAAUCUCUUCUUCACCCGAUUUUAUAUGUAUGUUAUUAAGAGCACAUCGAUCCUCGAUUAGUUAACUUUAGUGAGAGAAUCGAGUGAGAUUAUAUAUGCACAUAUAAACGCACGUAUGAAAUAAAAAAUUAUCUUUACUGGAAAAA
Molecule: messenger RNA, 987 nt
Organism: Wasmannia auropunctata (little fire ant)
Lineage: Eukaryota; Metazoa; Arthropoda; Insecta; Hymenoptera; Formicidae
Exons: 3
Coding region: 333-563 (76 amino acids)
Source: RefSeq, a predicted model, not a curated record